AUGAGCCCGUCCUCCUCACCCGCCGCUGAAGCCGCCAGUGCUUUGACUUUGACCACCUUGCCCAUCGGCAGUGAUCUCUGCAACCCGAAGGAUACCACGACGUCGAUCUUCGACUUUGUCAACGACGAGCCGUUCGCUGCGACGUUGGUGACCGUGCGGAUGUUCAACUCUGGACGGGGCAGGCUCCCAACGACCGUCGACUAA
This is a messenger RNA of Schizophyllum commune H4-8, 204 nucleotides long. RefSeq lists its product as uncharacterized. The record is from RefSeq and is a predicted model, not a curated record. The coding region runs from base 1 to 204 and encodes 67 amino acids. Lineage: Eukaryota; Fungi; Basidiomycota; Agaricomycetes; Agaricales; Schizophyllaceae. The transcript has a single exon.